Larimichthys crocea (large yellow croaker) is the source of this 1993-nucleotide messenger RNA. Its product is annotated as polypeptide N-acetylgalactosaminyltransferase 6. The record is from RefSeq and is a predicted model, not a curated record. Lineage: Eukaryota; Metazoa; Chordata; Actinopteri; Sciaenidae. Bases 101 to 1891 code for a protein of 596 amino acids. The transcript is spliced from 11 exons. Gene Ontology annotation, molecular function: polypeptide N-acetylgalactosaminyltransferase activity. Gene Ontology annotation, cellular component: Golgi apparatus. Gene Ontology annotation, biological process: protein O-linked glycosylation.
AAGGUUUAUGAACGCCUGAGCUUAAUGACCAAAUGAAAAGACAACAGAGGUGAACAGACUUGUUCGUACCCUGCAGCUAAAUAAGUACUUCCUUCAUACCAUGCGUAAAUUUGGCUGUCGACUCACCUUUCCAGGAAAGGUUGCAGUUUCCUUGUUAGCGGUUGGAGUUUUCAUCAUAUUUCGUGAAAAAACAUUCCCACAACCAACACACCUACUUGUGACAGGUGAGGUGGAACACAAAGGAUCCACUUUCCUUUCUGUUGUCCUGUCACCAAAUCCCAAAUGUCUAGGUGGCUUUUACACUGAAGAGGAGCUGAAGCCUCACCUCCAGAGGCCUAUCCAAGAUCUCAGUGCACCAGGCGCAAAUGGUAAACCCUUUGUGUCAACCCAUAUGUCUCUUAAAGAGCUGAAAGAGAAACAAAAUGGGUUUAAGAAAAACCAGUUCAACCAGUUUGCCAGUGAUCGUAUCUCCCUUCACCGUGAUCUGGGGAAUGAUACACGCCACCCAGACUGCUUGGCACAGAAAUUUAGGCGUUGUCCUGGCCUCCCUACUACCAGUGUGAUCAUAGUGUUUCACAAUGAGGCCUGGUCCACUCUGCUUAGGACGGUCUACAGUGUCUUACACACAGCUCCUGCAGUCCUGCUCAAAGAGAUCUUACUGGUGGAUGAUGCCAGCACAGACGCACACCUUAAGACUCCUCUGGAUAACUAUGUGCAGGAUCUGAAAAUAGUCCGUGUGUUACGACAGAAGACAAGGAAAGGUUUAAUUGCAGCCAGAUUGUUGGGAACACAGGCCGCACAAGGAGAAGUCCUCACGUUCCUGGAUUCCCACUGUGAAUGCUUCCCUGGAUGGCUGGAGCCUCUUCUAGCACGGAUAGUAGAGGAGCCUACUGCUGUGGUGAGCCCCAAAAUCGCCAGUAUUGACCAAUAUAACCUAAAGUUCAGUAAGCCAAUCCCAAAACCACUUAUUCACAGUCGAGGAAAUUUUAACUGGAAUCUCAAGUUUGGAUGGGAGCUCCUCCCGAAAGAGGAGAAGAAACGAAGAAGGAACGAGACUAGUCCCAUCAGAACUCCUACUUUUGCUGGCGGCCUGUUCUCCGUAUCUAAAUCAUACUUUGAGCAUCUUGGGCUGUAUGAUGACCAAAUGGAGUUCUGGGGAGGUGAGAAUUUGGAAAUGUCUUUCAGGGUCUGGCAAUGUGGAGGUCAGCUGGAGAUUAUUCCUUGUUCUGUUGUAGGGCACAUUUUCCGCACUCAUAGCCCCCACACAUACCCAAAUGGCAAGGCUGUAAUUGCACGCAACCUGGUCCGCCUGGCUGAGGUCUGGAUGGACGACUUCAAAUGGGUUUUCUAUCGUAGACACAGAAAGGCUGGUUCAAUUUUUAAACAGAAUUUAUUUGGAGACGUUACCAAACGUCGUGAACUCAGGGAGAGAUUAAAGUGCAAUAACUUUUCAUGGUAUCUUAAAAACAUUUAUCCAGAGGUCUACGUGCCUGACAUCAGACCAGUCAUGCAUGGAAAGUUGGAAAACAUUGGCUGGGAGUGCUGCCUGGAUGUGGUGAACCCAAAAAAGCAAUGGCCUGUUCAACAUGUCAGCUGUAGUAUUGAGGAUCAGGCACAGUAUUUUGAGUAUACAUCACUGAAAGAGAUACGGCUUAGCAGCAGCACUGAGAUGUGUCUACAUGCAACUCCUGGAAGAGUUAAUGUGACUCUUAGGCACUGUCAUCUGAAGGGAAAACAAACCAGAACAGCACCUGAGCAAGUGUGGAUCUUCACACAGGACAACCAACUGAGGAACCCGUCAACAGGAAAAUGUUUGUCAGUCUCAAAAGACAAUGUGAUUAUAACUUCCUGCAUAUCCACCAGACCCAGCCAAAACUGGCUCUUCAUCUGACUUUUGUCAUGGAUUUGUACAACGUUGAUUCUAUUGCUGCUGUAUAAAAUUUUCUUUUUUUUUAAAACUGAUAAUAUAUAUAUAUUAUCAGUUUUGACAUUU